This is a messenger RNA of Chelmon rostratus (copperband butterflyfish), 2187 nucleotides long. It is a transcript of the gene pes1, whose product is annotated as pescadillo. Gene Ontology annotation, molecular function: RNA binding. The record is from RefSeq and is a predicted model, not a curated record. The coding region runs from base 118 to 1875 and encodes 585 amino acids. Gene Ontology annotation, cellular component: PeBoW complex; nucleolus. The transcript has 15 exons. Gene Ontology annotation, biological process: maturation of LSU-rRNA from tricistronic rRNA transcript (SSU-rRNA, 5.8S rRNA, LSU-rRNA); ribosome biogenesis. Lineage: Eukaryota; Metazoa; Chordata; Actinopteri; Chaetodontiformes; Chaetodontidae.
ACGACACGUGCAUCGGCUGUUGCUGCUAGUGGCGAACGUUGUGUUCGCCUGUAAUGCUUAAUUUGUUGACAAUUACUUUUACGUGAACUUGUGUGGAGUGCCACAUAUCAUUUGUAAAUGGGAGGUCUUCAAAAGAAAAAGUUUGAGAGGGGCUCUGCCACCAACUACAUCACCAGAAACAAAGCUCGUAAGAAGUUACAGCUGAGCCUCCCAGAUUUCAGGCGACUGUGCAUCCUUAAAGGCAUCUACCCACAUGAGCCCAAGCACAAGAAGAAGGUCAACAAGGGCUCUACAGCCCCGAGGACCUUCUACCUGCUCAAAGACAUCCGCUUUCUGCUGCAUGAGCCAAUUGUUGGCAAGUUCAGAGACUACAAGGUAUUUGUACGCAAACUUAAGAGGGCUUAUGGAAAAACAGAGUGGUCUGCUGUGGAGAGACUGAGGGAGAACAAACCAACAUAUAAAUUGGACCACAUCAUCAAAGAAAGGUACCCCACCUUCAUCGAUGCUCUCCGUGAUAUCGAUGAUUCCCUCUGCAUGUGCUUCCUCUUCUCCACCUUCGCCCGAACAGGAAAAUGUCACGUUCAGACGAUCCAGCUGUGUCGACGCCUCACUGUGGAGUGGAUGAACUUUGUGAUUGCUUCUCGUGCGCUCAAAAAGGUUUUCCUCUCCAUCAAGGGGAUAUAUUACCAAGCUGAGGUGAUGGGACAGCUCAUUACAUGGCUGGUGCCAUAUCAGUUCUCUCAUGAUCACCCAACAGAUGUCGACUACAGAGUGAUGGCAACAUUCACAGAGUUGUACACCACACUGCUGGGGUUCGUCAACUUCAGACUCUACCAUUCCCUCAACUUGGUGUACCCACCAAAGCUGGACAGUAAAACAGAGUCAGAGCUAAAGGAAGAAGAUGAGGAUGACUAUGCCAUGAAUUCUGAAAGCUACUUAGAGAAACUGUCAGCUCUGAGUGCCAGUCUGGCACGGGUGGUUUCUACUGCAGAAGAGGAGGAGGCUGAGCUUGACCAGUUUCCUGUUGAGGGGGAGGACAUAGAAAAGAUGGAGGCCAGGGAAAAGGAACAGAAACAGCAGGAGAUUCAGAAAAAGCUUUUUGAGGGGCUGAAGUUCUUCCUAAACAGAGAAGUACCCAGAGAAUCGUUGGCCUUUGUCAUCAGGUGUUUUGGUGGUGAGGUGUCCUGGGACAAGUCUGUUUGCAUUGGUAGCACAUACGAGGUGACUGAUGAGACCAUCACACAUCAAAUUGUUGACAGACCCAACGUCGAUAAACAGUAUAUCAACAGGUACUACAUCCAUCCCCAGUGGGUGUAUGAUUGUGUCAAUGCCAAAAUCGUGCUGCCCGUGGAGGACUAUUUCCUUGGAGUGACUCUGCCCCCCCACCUCUCUCCCUUCGUGGAGGAGAAGGAGGGUGACUAUGUGCCCCCUGAAAAACUGAAGAUCAUGGCCUUACAGCGAGGAGAAAAACCUGCCCAUGAACAGGAGGAAGAGGAAGAGGAAGAAGAGGAAGAUGGUGAGGGUGAGGAUGAAGAGGAGGAAGAUGAUGACAAUGAAGAAGAAGAUGAUGAAGAUGAAGAGGCAGAAGAGAAGAAUCUCAAGAAGUUGGAAGAACAAAGAUCCCAGGGCAAGUCUCUGCAAGUCAAAGUGACGGCUGGCAAAGUGAAGGUAGAAAACCCAGCACGUUUGGAGCAGGAGGAGAAAGCUGAGGAGAAACGUCUGGCCAUCAUGAUGAUGAAGAAAAAGGAAAAGUACCUCUACGACAAGAUCAUGUUCGGAAAGAAGAGAAAAGUCCGAGAGGCGAACAAGCUGGCUGCCAAGAGGAAGGCCCAUGAUGAUGCUGAAAAAUCAAAGAAGAAAAAGAUGAAAAAAUGACUCCUCUGAUGUAUUUCUCAGACUGACUUUUUGCAUUUAACUCCAUGACAUAGAGUGCAUUACAGGCUUACAUGACCUGGAAGUGCAUAAGAGAGCUCUGUGGGUGAGUUUUAUGCACCAUGACUUGUUUGCAUUGACCUCUGCGUAAUUUCAAGAUGAAAUGCAGAAUGUGGAACAUGCUAAUUGUGUAAUUAUUAUUGUAAAAGUGAGCGUUUUAUGUUUGUAUGAACUGUUCUACAUUACACAACAUAUUACUUCCUUCUUUAAGGUCUGUACUUGAAACAGUCUGUAUUUUAAAAUAAAAAUCUAUUA